Messenger RNA from Halteromyces radiatus, 1293 nucleotides. Its product is annotated as ornithine-oxo-acid transaminase. Gene Ontology annotation, molecular function: identical protein binding; L-ornithine transaminase activity; pyridoxal phosphate binding. The record is from RefSeq and is a predicted model, not a curated record. Lineage: Eukaryota; Fungi; Mucoromycota; Mucoromycetes; Mucorales; Cunninghamellaceae. The transcript is spliced from 4 exons. Bases 1 to 1293 code for a protein of 430 amino acids. Gene Ontology annotation, cellular component: cytoplasm.
AUGUCUACUUUAUCCAGCAAACAAGUUCUCUCUUUGGAAGAAACAUAUGGUGCUCACAAUUAUCAUCCUUUGCCUAUUGUAUUCUCCAAGGCUCAAGGUAUAUGGGUAUGGGAUCCUGAAGGCAAAAAAUAUAUGGAUUUCUUAUCUGCUUACAGUGCCGUCAAUCAAGGUCAUUGUCAUCCCAAGAUUGUCAAAGCAUUGUGUGACCAAGCUCAACGUUUAACGUUGUCUUCCCGUGCAUUCUACAAUGAUGUAUUUGGUUCUUAUGCUAAAUAUAUGUCUGAUUACUUUGGUUAUGAUAUGGUAUUACCCAUGAAUACUGGUGCUGAAGCUGUGGAAACUGCUAUUAAAUUGGCACGCAAGUGGGGUUACGAAAAGAAGGGUAUUCCUGAAAAUCAAGCUAUUGUAUUGAGUUGUGAAAACAAUUUCCAUGGUCGUACUACUGGUGUCAUCUCUAUGUCUACUGAUCCUGAUUCCUAUGCAGGUUUCGGCCCUUAUUUGCCUUUGGUGGGUCCUGUUUGUCCUACAACUGGUAUCACUCUUCGUUAUAACAAUGUUGAUGAUUUGGAAAAGAUCUUGGAAGCUAACAAGGGCAAGGUUGCUGGCUUUUUGGUGGAACCUAUUCAAGGUGAAGCUGGUAUCAUGGUUCCUGAUGAAGGUUAUUUGAAAAAGUGUUAUGAUCUUUGCAAAAAACAUGAUGUACUCUUCAUUGCUGAUGAAAUUCAGACUGGUUUAGCUCGUACUGGCAAGAUGCUUUGUGUGGAACAUGAUGGCAUCCGACCUGACAUUGUCUUAUUGGGUAAGGCGUUAUCAGGUGGUGUUUACCCAGUAUCUGCUGUAUUGGCUGAUCGUGAUGUCAUGCUUUGUAUCAAGCCUGGUGAACAUGGUUCUACUUAUGGUGGUAAUCCUCUUGGUUGUGCUGCUUCUAUUGCUGCUUUGGAAGUCAUUAAGGAUGAAAAUUUGGUUGAAAAGAGUGAACAAUUGGGUGAAAAAUUCAGAGCUGCUCUUAAGAACCUCAAUAGCCCUAUUGUCCAAACUGUCCGUGGUCGUGGUUUAUUGAAUGCUAUUGUGAUUGAUGAAUCCAAGACGGAACGUAGUGCAUGGGAACUUUGUUUGUUACUCAAAUCUCGAGGUCUAUUGGCCAAACCUACACAUGUGAACAUCAUCCGUCUUGCUCCUCCUUUAUGCAUCACUGAAGAAGAAUUAAUGGAAGGUGCCAACAUCAUUGGUCAAGCUCUCAAGGACAUUGUCAAUAUGAAGAAGGAAGAUAUCCCCAACGAACUUGGUCAUUGA